AUGACUGUUCCAGACUAUAUUUCCCGGGUGACUGUUAGCUCGGUACUGAACAAAAAUACCCAGCUCUACGGAAAGCAGUUUCUUUUCGACGGAAAGCCAGAUACCUGCUGGCAAUCCGAUUCUGGAGCCUACCAGUGGAUCCGCCUUAGUUUCUCUAAUCCAAUCAAGAUCGUUUCCCUUAAUCUUCAAUUUCAAGGUGGUUUCGUGGCCGAGGAGGCUUCUCUUCAACUUUGGAAUGACCCUAAAGAUGAUAAAAUUGUUAUUCCUUUUUACCCUGCAAAUUCUAACUCUCUUCAAUCAUUUGAAUUCUCCCAAGAAGGUUCCUUUUCUAAUGCAGCUAUAGUUUUUAAGAAAUCAACCGAUUUCUAUGGUCGGAUAGUCGUCUACAAAUUCGAACUUACACCCGCUUAA
Molecule: messenger RNA, 411 nt
Organism: Rodentolepis nana
Lineage: Eukaryota; Metazoa; Platyhelminthes; Cestoda; Cyclophyllidea; Hymenolepididae
Source: the annotation of a GenBank genome assembly